Messenger RNA from Chara braunii, 963 nucleotides. Lineage: Eukaryota; Viridiplantae; Streptophyta; Charophyceae; Charales; Characeae. The record is from the annotation of a GenBank genome assembly.
AACGGGAAAAAAAAAACGAGACGGCGCACAAAUUUUUUUCCCGCCGUCGCCCUGCCGUCCUAUUCACGGCGUUGCCUUUUCUUCAGCUGGCCUACCCUCUCACCGACUUCCUGCCUCCGGAGUUUCCUCCCCUUCGUGGCCAUGGACUGCCCUUCGUCCCUGCGCCUUGCCCUUCAUCAGUACGCCCUCCGAUUCGUGGCCAUGUCCUUCCCCUUCGUCGCAACACACCAGAUGCGCCCAGAACCCGCGAGUGAUAUAGAGCGGCACAAUGAAGCCACCAAUGGGCAAGCACACCCUACGGACUCGCCGAGGCCCAGAUGUGACAAGGACAUCGACUCAACGAAGGCUCUGCGUUCGCGAAGAAGAUAUGUCACGACGUCAGAUGAAUGUUGCUGCACGUCUCGUACAGGAACGAAACACAAUUCGAUAUAUCACACGACAUGCAAAAUCUGAAGAAGUAAAGACUGUACGAACAAAAACGGAGCCUUGGAGGACAAAUUUGGUUGAAAUGCACCGCGAACCGAGCAAACGGAAAUUACAGAUGGAAGAAACGGAGAAGGGAGAUAACGACAUUGACAUCCGGCGCAGGGAGGAGUCUACGAAGUAUACUCCGAAGUCGAAGACGGUACGAAAGAAAACAGUGGGUGGUGCAACACCUCUUGCUCCAACUAAGCAUGUCACAGAAAACAAACGGGACCACAACAAGGGUGAAGCGACUGAUGUGAACAAUGCACAAGUAGGAGGAAGCAGUGAGGAUAUCGAAGGAAGCAUGCGUUGUGGUCGCCAGGUGGGCGGAAGCAGUGGAGGCAGACACAUUGGAGGUCACAACAUUCAGUACAGAGAGCGACAUGUCUAAUGACAAGGUCGACAUCAUCGACAGAGUGCGAGGACUAGCAGCUGGAGCAAAACGAACCAAAUACGGAAGAGGACGAAUCAGAUCAGCAACAAAAGUCGGCCUGCACG